Molecule: messenger RNA, 807 nt
Organism: Malassezia vespertilionis
Lineage: Eukaryota; Fungi; Basidiomycota; Malasseziomycetes; Malasseziales; Malasseziaceae
Gene: VMA8
Product: H(+)-transporting V1 sector ATPase subunit D
Exons: 1
Coding region: 1-807 (268 amino acids)
Biological process (GO): vacuolar acidification
Cellular component (GO): fungal-type vacuole membrane; vacuolar proton-transporting V-type ATPase complex
Molecular function (GO): proton-transporting ATPase activity, rotational mechanism
Source: RefSeq, a predicted model, not a curated record
AUGUCGGGACAGCGGGAACAAGUAUUCCCGACGCGUAUGACGCUAGGGAUUACGAAGACGCGCUUGAAGGGAGCACAGAACGGCCACUCGUUGUUGAAACGAAAGGCGGAUGCACUUACCAAGCGUUUUCGCACCAUCACGGGAAAAAUCCAGGACGCCAAGAAGCAGAUGGGCAAGGUCUUGCAGCUUGCCGCGUUCAGCAUGGUCGAAGUCGGGUACUCGACGGGCGAUAUCAGUUAUGCGGUGUGCGAGAAUGUGACGCGUGCGACAUUUAAGGUGCGCGCGCGCCAGGAGAAUAUCAGCGGUGUGCUGCUCCCUGCGUUUACCGUGCAGACCGUCGGGAGCGACGGAACGAUGCGCAGCGGUGAGGACAAGAGCGAGGAGGCGCAAAAUGGCUCGAAUGCGCGGAGCGAUUUCAGUCUCACUGGCCUUUCGCGCGGCGGCCAGCAAGUGCAAAAAGCGCGCGAAACAUACACCAAAGCGCUGCAUGUGCUCGUGGACUUGGCGAGUCUGCAAACGGCCUUUGUUAUCUUGGACGAAGUAAUUCGUAUGACGAAUCGGCGUGUUAAUGCGAUUGAGUAUGUGAUUAUCCCACGUUUGGAGAACACAAUCAAGUAUAUCAUUACCGAGCUCGACGAAAUGGACCGCGAGGAAUUCUUCCGCCUGAAAAAGGUGCAAGCGAAGAAGAAGCGUACCCACGAGGCAGAGAACGAGUUGAGUGCUGUUGACCAGGCGGACACGCCAUUCAUCGAGAACGACGAGGGCGUGUUUAUCAGUGGCGGUCAAGAUAGCGAUGUUGUUUUUUAG